CCCUCCCUGUUCUACCACCUGGGUGUGAGGGAAAGCUUCAGCAUGGCCAACAACAUCAUCCUGUACUGUGACACCAACUCCGACUCGCUACAGUCCCUACAGGUAAGCGGUGUGGGCAUGCUUGCGCGCACACACACAUGCCUGACAUAAACAUAUCUGCAGCCUGUUAUUUUCUCAUCACUUUGUCCACACAUUAAUCAUUAAUGUUCCCACAAUAUAUUUAAUGUAAUAAGGCUCAUCAGGUUAAUGACAUUUUUUACAUUUUAGUCAUUUAGCAGACGCUCUUAUCCAGAGCGACUUACAGUUAGUGAGUGCAUACAUUUUUCAUACUGGCCCCCCGUGGGAAACGAACCCACAACCCUGGCGUUGCAAGCGCCAUGCUCUACCAACUGAGCUACAGGGGACUACGGUAUAUGUAAAGGAAAUGCUCCUUCACUAGACAUUGGACUCUUUUAAAUGUAUAUGAAGUUAUUUAUUUAGAGGGAGUCAUGUCUGAGAGGUUGAUUUUAAACUGCUGUUCCAAUUGCGUCCACUGGAUGGCAAUAGCAAUUGUGUUAAGCAAGCAAACUGUUUAUACCGGGGCAGAGCAAGUAGGUCAAGCACGUGCAGCCAAUGAGCUACUUUGUUUUGCCCGCGAUAUUUAUUACGGCUUCUACUUUUAACAUUAUGUGCUUUGGCACCCUCAUUGCCCCAAUAUGUCUCUGUCAAAAAAGAGAAAAGUGGACGCAGAGUGUUCCAAGAAAAAUGGUAAUCCUAUUUAAUCACGGAAUUGAAUGGGAAAGCUGUAUGUUUGGUGUGUUCAGAGCAUGUUGCAGUGCUGAAAGAAUAUAACCUUCGUCGCCACUAUGUGAGUCUUCAUGCCGACAAAUAUGACAACUUUCAAGGACAGCGGAGAUGAGAGAAGGUGAAUGAACUGUUGGCGGGUCUGAAGAAACAGCAGUCUGUGUUUACUCACAGCCGAGACAUCAGUGACGCUGCAGUGAAAGCUAGCUACCUCAUUGCUAAUGAAAUCGCAGUUGCUUCAAAACCAUUUAGUGAGGGUGAAUUUGUAAAAACAUGCAUGAUGAAGGCAGCGGAGAUUGUGUGCCCUGAAAAGCGGCAGGCUUUUGCAAAUAUCAGCCUGACAAGAAACACAGUUGCAGACAGGAUUUCCGAUCUUUCAGUGGAUUUGGACAGCCAGUUGAAGCAAAAAGUAAAGUCAUUUAUUGCGUUUUCGGUUGCAAUUGAUGAAAGCACGGACAUUACAGAUGUUGCACAACUGGCCAUUUUUUCAUCCGCGGAGUUGAUGACACAUUGACCGUCACCGAGGAGUUCGUGGAGUUGGUGCCGAUGACAGAUACAACGACAGCAGCUGAUAUUUUUACUGCACUCGUCGGCGCGCUGGACAGGGUCGGAGUGGACUGGUCCCGCGCUGUCAGCCUGGCUACAGAUGGUGCGCCCUAAAUGAUCGGGAAAAAAGCAGGCGUUGUGACAAAGUUCAGAGAGAAAGUGCAAUCUGCAAAUGGAGGACGUGAUUUUUUGACUUUUCACUGUAUAUUGCACCAGGAGGCUUUGUGUUGCAAGUCAUUAAAGAUGGAUAACGUCAUGAAGGUGGUCAUCCAAACUGUUAAUUUCAUCCGAUCCAGAAGCCUGAAUCACCGUCAGUUUGACAGCCUUCUCAGAGAGAAAGACCACAUCUAUGGCCUGCCAUACCACACUGAGGUAAGAUGGUUAAGCCGAGGUGCUGUGCUGAGGCAUUUCUUUGAUUUACGAGAAGAAAUUGAACAGUUCAUGGAAGAAAAGGGCAAACCAGGGUUAGAAUUUCAUUCCGCAGAAUGGAUGCCGGACCUUGCAUUUAUGGUGGAUGUUACAGAGCACCUGAAUAACUUGAACAAACAGCUGCAAGGGCGCAACAAAGUUGUCACGCGGUAUUAUGACAGCAUACGUUCUUUCAAGUUGAAGCUGUCAUUGUGGGAGACGCAACUUGCCGGUGGUGAUGCAGCUCACUUCCCCUGUCUGAAAAAUGUGUGUGCGACCCAACAUGUGGCAGACAUGAAGCGGUUCAAAGAUAAAAUAACGGGACUGUUACGGGAGUUUGAGCAACGCUUUCAGAUUUAUGUAUAUGUUUUUAUGUUGAUGUGCUAUUGUUUUUAAUUGUUUUUAUUUUAUUUGUAUAUUUAACCUAUUCUUGACUCUGUGGUUCUUGCACUUGUUUGGGGAACAGGAUUUCAUUAUUUUUAUCUACAUUUCUGCCUGAGAAAUGACACCCUGAUAUAGUUCUGUGAUCUGUGAUAUACUUCUGUGAAUCACUGAGGCAUUGUGUGUUUGUGUGUUCUUUGUCCUCAGAACUUUCAAAUAACUUGAGGUGUUUUAUGAUUAAUAGUGAUGUUGUGCUUUUGGACACUGUCCUCAGGCUCCAGCUUUAUGUUUAUAUGUUUUUAUGUUGAUGUGCUAUUGUUUUUAAUUGAUUUUAUUUUAUUUGUAUAUUUAACCUAUUAUUGACUCUGUGGUUCUUGCACUUGUUUUGGGAACAGGAUUUCAUUAUUUUUAUCUACAUUUCUGCCUGAGAAAUGACACCCUGAUAUAGUUCUGUGAUCUGUGAAACAGUUCUGUUAAUCACUGAGGCAUUGUGUGUUUGUGUGUUCUUUUUCUUUAGAAUUUUCAAAUAAACUUGACGUGUUUUAUGAUUAAUAGUGAUGUUGUGCUUGUACUAUUUUGGACACACUGUCCUCAGGCUCCAGCUUUAUGUUGUAUGUUGAUCGUAUUAAAACAAAGAAAACAAUCUGAAGUUGUUGUUUUUAAGUUAUAUAUACCAUGAUUUUUCCGGUCCGGCCCACUUGGGAAUAGAUUUUCCUCCAUGUGGCCCCUGAGCUAAAACGAGUUUGACACCCCUGUUUUAGAACCUUUGAAUUGCCAAACCGUUUUGUUGUUUUAUCUUGCUCAUUUUGCACAAAUGUAGUUUUUUAUUCUCUGUGUACUUUUUAAGCCUUUAAGUGCACAAGGUCACAGUCUAUAUUUAGAAUAUGAGUGUGUGGGGAACAUGUAAUAGCUGUAAUUGCUGUUGUGUUGUAGUGACAGGUAAACACAUUAGUGAUUUGUUGGUAGGAGAUGCAUUAGCACCUAGACAGGGUAUGGUGUGUUUCAUAAGAUAUUAGGGCUAUGUAAAAAUAGCAUUUGACUGAAGAAAAAAAUCAACACACACAAUUUGGUUUAAUAUUGCACCCCUUUACCUCUGUUUAGCCCUCUAGUCUUGUAAAAGAGAACGUUGAUGACAGGGAAAUGUGUUUAUGACCAACUGACUCAUAUCCUGGCAAUUAAAGGCCCAGUGUACUCAAAAAUGUGAUUUUCCUGUGUAAUAUCUAUACUGAACAAAAAUAUAAAUGCAACAUGUAAAGUGUUGGUCCCAUGUUUCAUGAGCUGAAAUAAAAGAUAAUAGAAAUGUUCCAUACACACAAUCAUUACACAGGUGCACCUUGUGCUGGGGACAAUAAAAGGCCACUCUAAACAACUUCAGUGGGCAAAUGCUCACCUUCAGUGGCCACUGGCACGCUGGAGAAGUGUGCUCUUCACAGAUUAAUCCCGGUUUCAACUGUACCGGGCAGAUGGCAGACAGCGUGUAUGGCGUUGUGUGUGCAAGCGGUUUGCUGAUGACAACGUUGUGAACAGAGUGCCCCAUGGUGGCAGUGGGGUUCUGGUAUGGGCAGGCAUAAGCUACGGACAACGAACACAAUUGUAUAGCGAUGGCAAUUUGAAUGCAUAGAGAUACCGUGACGAGAUCCUGCGGCCCAUUGUUGUGCCAUUCAUCCGGAGCCAUCACCUGAUGUUUCAGCAUGAUAAUGCAUGUCCUCAUGUUACAAGGAUCUGUACACAUUGACUGAUUUCCUUAUAUGAACUGUAACUCAGGAAAAUCUUUGAAAGUGUUGCGUUUAUAUUUUUGUUCAGUGUAUAUAUUUCCACACGAGGUUGGAAUAAUACUGUGAAAUUGUGAAAAUUAUGAUAAUGCCCUUUAAGUGUAAUAGCUGUUUGAAAAGACCGCCUGAAAUUUCAUUUAGCUAAAACCUCUCUGCCAAUAACAGCUAAUUUUCAGUUUUCCCCUCCCCAGUCAGACCACUCCCAGACAGUCCUAGCAAAAUUCUUGCUUUAAAAAUUGCUCUUAACUAAGAAGCAAUUUGUUAGUUUUUGAUCAUUUUAAUUGAAAACAAUCACUGUAAGGUACAUAGUUGUUACCCAGAAAUUAUUUGAUAUUGCGUUUUUUGUUUUUUUACGGCUGCAAUGGACCUUUAACCUUCGGCCCUGAGUCUGUCAGGCGAUGGAUGCAUAGUCGAGUUAACAUUAGCCUAAACUGGUUUGAAAAGUGAGAGAGCCUUGCAGCCACAUGGGAAUCCCCUAUCAAUGACCACCAACAACAACACACAGGCAUGCAAGUAAGAGAAUGGGGAGAUUAUGGUUUCCUGUGGGUAUAAAUGCAGAAACCAAGACACCCCACACACUCCUGUAACCUGCUAUGCUCUGCUCUGACACUGUCAUUGACAUAAAAAAGCAUUGCAAUCUUUUGAAAUUGUCGUAAAUUCCUCAAAGAAUAAGUAAUAUUUUACAAAGUGUACCCUAACAUAAAUAUUCUGCCUGUAAUCUUGAUAAACUAUAUCCUCCAUCUCCACCCACGUACAUACACCCUGCAGUAAUAAAAAUAGGACUUUCUGUAGUGGUUUUAACAUAUCACUAUCAGCCUGCAGUCUUCAAACUGAAGGUUAAGAGUAACAAUGGCUGCUGUGUUAACCGUUAUAGAUUGUUUAGAAUAGCAUAGGAACCUGCAUUAAAGAUACUCCAUUGUGUACAAGUGCUGAGGUUCAACCUCUUUUUAAAGUGCCUUUUACCAUGUCUAAAAUGUCCAUGGUUGUUUGCUGGCCCUUAGCCUACACACAAUGGCACUGCAAAAUGAAGUGCUAGUGCUAAUGUAUCCGCAUUUCUACUGGUUUUGUUUGCAACUGCAGGAGUCCAAUUAUAGCUUGACUUAAGGAUGGCUCUAGUGAACUGUGACCAAUGUAAUGUUUGUGAUUUUCUACAUCAGCCCUGCGAACUCACUUACUCACCACAAUGCAGUAUUGACAUUUCUCUUUUUCUCUUGCAGGAGAUUGUUUGCCAGAAGAACACUGUAAGUACACAAACUAAACACUGUGUCUCUCUAGUUCUAAGUUGUUAAUAGCACACCUCUCUUGUCUCUUCUUUCUUUUACCUUUCCUGUGUGAAAGUAAAUGCAGUUAACAGAUUUUUACUCACGCCAACAUUCAACAACACAGCCAUCGCUGCUAUUAUCAAACACUUUUCAUUACCCAGCUCAAUAUCCCUCUAGUUUGUCUUUGUGCAUUCUGCUGCGUGUACAUUAAACUAAAGCAUUUUCCCUUACUCAGAGAGUUUUCCAGAAUAGCUGUACUUGGUUGACAGGCAGCCUUAUUACCAGGGUGACUUGGGUGCUGUGGAAAGCAUAGAGAAAACGAGAGAAUGAGUUCACUCUCAUUUCCGUUUUCCUGCCUCCCUGCCGUCUGCAACACAGUGUCUGCCACUCCUUCUGCCUAGUGAUAGCCAGGUCAGACAAGGAGGCACCACACCGUCUGUGUCUGUCUGGCUGGCUGGCUUUCUUAUACAGAAUAAUAUGAUAUGGUGACAUUGAUGUACUGUGGCAUGAAGGGGAAAAAGCUGUGAGGUUGAGGCAAGGGCAUGGACAGGGGGCCUCCUGAGCAGCUAUGGGCUGCCUUCAGAGCUGGUGCUACCUGUAGGGCUGGUGCCGCCUGCAGGGCUGGUGCUGCCUGUAGGGCUAAUUGGACCGGCAGGGUUACCCUCCUCAGGCUUAGCUGGCGUAAAUGACUUCACGGAGUGGAAUAAGGUGGCUUGGUGCUCCAGGAAGCAGGUUGAUGGCUGAUCUGUGUGUGGCGACAGAGCUUGAUUACUGCAUUAGAGUGAGAGUGCACUACUGCCAUCUGUGACUGACUGUCUUUCUCUAGUUGUAUCUACACAUCACUUCCCUUCUCUCUGCUCUGAGAGAACAAACACACCACGCCCCAGAAGGAUAUGACACAUUAGUGGUACUGACCAAGGGGUUGUAUCACAUGGUACACCACUAAUCAGGAAAACUUCCUGGAUUGUUUUAUGGCUGCAGCCACCCGGGCGGUCAUACAGGUAUUAGGGCUAAUGAUUAAUGUCAAGUCAUUACUCACACACACUACUUAUUCCCGUCUAACCCUCCCCCUUCAUGAAUGGGGUUAAUCCUAUGCUGCCUGACUGAUAUUUAACUCCUUAUUUACUGUAACGUGCAAAUACCCUGGCUACGUCCCAAAUGGCACUGUGUGUAUUCCCUAUAAGGGACCGAAAACUGGGGCUGUGUCCCAAAUCACCUCCUAUUCCCUACAUAGUGCAAUACUUUUGUCCAGAGAACUAUGGGCCCUGGUCAAAAGUAGUGCACUAUGUAGGGAAUAGGACGUGAUUUGGGACACACCCCCAGUUUUCGGUCCCUUUCUGCUUCUUAAAGGUAUUGAUUUUGGGACCUGCGUGCCACCUAAAUAAAAACCAUGAGCUGGCGCACACCCAGAGAAAAUGAUUUAGUGUAGAGGUGCUGACUAACGGUGAAUAAACUGUAAGCUAUAAAAACAAAGCGAGUCGCACACUCUAUGUAUAAACUCCCAGUAAUGUAUUGGGUAAACCACCUGCGUGCCACAUACCAUUACCUAAUACUGUCACAAACAACAAUCUAAUGAGACUAAGAGACAGGUGCAGCUGGGGUUGCCGGGGAGAAGGAUGGCUCCUAGCGACUAAAACAUUUAUUAUGAUGUGUUGUCGUCAUGUGAUCAGCCGGGCCAUGAAUCACACAGUGUGUGUGGCUCAAUAUAGGACAGGAAGGAUGUUGUAAUCUGUGGCUGCACGUAGCCAUGACAAGCCGCCACAGGUUAUUUUGGAAAGUUAUGGCAUGACUAGUGAUGUCAUUUAAAAGAUAUGAUUGCAGAAGAGGAAGCAGUUUUACUGUGGAUCAUUCCAAUUUCUAAAGGCAGAAAUUUAGCCUCUGUUCACUUCCUUUUGUUGCAAGUGUGAGUAGCAAGCAUCCCGGGUGUGUUCUUGAAGAUGGAAGUGAACCAGAGAGAUUAAAAUAUCCACUGACUGUGCAGACUCAGGAUGCAUCUGGGCAGCACAACAGAUGUGGAUCAGCAUAAUCCCUUUUUUUCACUGUAGCCUACAUGUUCAAGUAUAAUUUGGUCAGGAUCCAUCAACUUUUCUAGUGCUGAGUGUUGAGUAUACUGUGAAUAACAAUGAUAGUUUUACUGGUACGCUCUACACCACAUGCAAAUACAGCUGGACAAGAGUAGUAAGACAGACCUGGUUUGAAUUAAUUUCCAUGAGCAACAUGAAUGGGAGUUUUAAGGGCAGCUCUGCCCUGAGGGCAGUGUGAGCAGUUCAGUUAAACAGAUCCUAAUGUCACUUGUAAUUACUGAUGUGGAUCUGUCCCUCAGGCCACUGGCUCUUUAGACAGACUCAUUAUGUCCAAUUCUCCAUGGGUACAACAUCACCAUUGUCUCUGCAGAUCAGAUUAUCUUCCUUCUGUCACAAGUGGUAAAUUACUAGCACGAAAAAGGCCCAUACCGCUGUCCUCUCAUUGUACAGUCAGGUCCAGAAUUAUUGGCACCCUUGAUAAAGAUGAAUAAAAAGAUUGUAUAAAAUAAAUAAUACGAGUACUGAGCUAUAUUGUAUGCUACAUUUUUUAUACUAAUACAAUUUCUCAGAGAAAGCGAUUUUGAUUACAAAUAAAAAGGUAUUUUCUCAAAAAAUAAAUUAUUGGCACCCCUGUUUUCAAUACCUUUCAAUACCUCCACUUGCGAGGGUAACGGCACUGAGCCUUUUUCUCAAAUGUUUUAUGAGAUUGGAGAACACAUUGGAAGGGAUCUUAGACCAUUCCUUCAUACAUAAUCUUUCCAGAUCCUUGAUACCCUUUGUCUGCGGUUAUUGACUGCCCUCUUCAAUUCAAACUACAGGUUUUCAAUGGGGUUUAAGUCCGGACACUGAGAUUGCCAUUGUAAAAUGUAGAUUUUGUGUUAUAUUAAACAUUACCUUGUGGAUUUUGAUGUGUGGUUGGGGUUAUUGUCUUGCUGGAAGACCCACUUGCGGCCCAGUUUCAGCCUCCUGGCAGAGGCAACCAGGUGUUUGGCUAAAAUGUCCUGGUACUGGGUAAAGUUGAUGAUGACCUUAACAAGGGCCCCAGGACCAGUGGAAGCAAAAUAGCCCCCAUAACAUCAAAGAUCCACCAUCAUAUUUUACAAUAGGUAUGGGGUUCUUUUCUGCUUAUGCAUCCUUAUUUCAAUGCCAAACCCAACACUGGUGUGCGUGGCCAAAGACCUCUAUUUUCAUGUCAUCCUGCAAAUGUAAACGCCUGGAGUUUGCUAAAUGGCAUUGGCACUUGGAUUUGAACCAGUUCUUUGGUCAAAUUGAAAAUACAGCUCUUUGGCCAUGUACACCAGUGGUGGGUUUGGUAUCGAAAUAAGUAUGCAUAAGCAGAAAAUAACACCAUACUUACUGUCAAAUAUGGUGGUGGAUCUUUGAUGUUAUGGGACUAUUUUGCUUCCACUGGUCCUGGGUCCUAGUCUCCGGACAAAGGAUAUCAAGGAUAUGGAAAGAUUCUUUAUGGAGUAACGGUCUAAGAUCUCUCAAAAUGUGUUCUCCAAUUUCAUAAAACAUUUUAGGAAUAUACUCAGUGCCAUUAUCCUCGCAAGGGGAGGUAUUGAAAACAGGGGUGCCAAUCAUUUUGACACAUAUCGUUUUGAGAAAAUAAAUAUGACUUGUUACUUUAUCUGAGCUAUUGUAUUAGUAUAAAAUUAUAUAAAAACUUUUUUUUUUUGCAUAUACGUUUUAUUUUGCUCACUAGUUGUAUUAUUUAUUUUAUAGUAUUUUUUGCUAAUCUUUAUCAAGGAUGCCAAUCAUUCUGGACCUGCACAUGCAGUCAACAGGGCAUGUAAGGUGAUGAUCUGUUGCAGUUCUCAAUUUCUCCGGGCUUCAUGUUGGGGUAGACUCAACUGAGCAAACUAAACCAAGUAUUUGUGAUAUUUAGCUAUUUGACCCAUGUCUGACUCUAACACAUCUAACCACCUCUACAUGCACCACAACACAUCAUGUUGUUUCUGCUUUCCCCCCCAGACAUGCUCAGCCAACUACAGCUUCAUCCCAUACAUGGUGACGCCCCACAACAAGGUGUACUGCUGCGAGAGCAGCCUGAUGAAGGGCCUGACAGAGCUGAUGCAGCCCAGCUUCGAGAUGCUGCUGGGGCCCAUCUGCAUGCCCCUGCUGGACCGCUUCGUCCAGCUGCUCAAGGUGCCAAAGGCCAACUCC
Messenger RNA from Coregonus sp. 'balchen', 9342 nucleotides. NCBI's taxonomy places the organism in Eukaryota, Metazoa, Chordata, Actinopteri, Salmoniformes, Salmonidae. The record is from the annotation of a GenBank genome assembly.